Molecule: messenger RNA, 2165 nt
Organism: Betta splendens (Siamese fighting fish)
Lineage: Eukaryota; Metazoa; Chordata; Actinopteri; Anabantiformes; Osphronemidae
Gene: cldn26
Product: claudin 26
Exons: 1
Coding region: 1065-1721 (218 amino acids)
Biological process (GO): bicellular tight junction assembly; cell adhesion
Cellular component (GO): plasma membrane; bicellular tight junction
Molecular function (GO): structural molecule activity
Source: RefSeq, a predicted model, not a curated record
UUAGGUCACAGGACCUGUGACCUAAUGUACUCCUAAGCUGCUUUUAAAUCCAAUGCUUAGUCAAGCAAAGUGUAGAUAUGCUGCAUUGUAUUCACCUAAUAACUCUCCUGUGGUUGGCCCGUCUGGUCUGGUGUGCUUUCUCCUGAAUGCCCCGGCCUUCGGUGGUCCUGCUUCCUUUAAGCCAUGAUAUCAAACUGGGCGUUGGCAAGUUCUAAGCAAGACAUACAUGCUUUAGAAGUUUUGUAGUACUGGCAUUGCAGCUUGAGGAAAAAGCUGGGGGUAAUCCUUGACCCAAAUUAGACACAUGGGCCUCAGAUUCCACAGAUUUGUGAAUCAAGAUCAGACAACACUCCUUGGUUUGAAAAGGAUCCUUCAGAUUCUGUAACUUACAACUUGUGACUAAAAUUGAAAUUUUCUGGUUCAACUAAAUACUGAGUUACUCGACUGGGCGUUCUGUUCUAUUCCAGCUGUACUGCACACACCAUUAAGAACCAUGGUGGAAUUCACAAAGUGUUAGACUCUUCUGGACUCUGUUGUAAGAACCACACUGAGUACAAAGUGCUAUUCAUGGUCCAGAUACUUGAGACGUUUGGCAAAUCUAAAGCUCCUCCUCCGAUUUCCCCCGAUUGUAAAAGUCCUCAAUUAAAACGUCUAUAUUGCAUCAGUGAACAUUCAGCCUAAAAAAUAAGUUUAAAACUUGGAGUAAAUUUUACCUGUUAUAUCUUUAUGACCGUCUUUUCUUGUGUGCCCUCACGUCUGAGCUGCUCAUGUUUCAGUUAUUAAAGUGCACAUAGCGCCCACAAUCCCUCUGGACGUAUCUAGUUCCAUCUGAACAGAGUUCGUUGUUCACGUUGACGCAGAAACAAAACAGUAUGUGUGUUGUCAUACCGCGGCCUUGAAACUCUUCCACUCUUCAGGUUGGUUUUAUUAAAAAGUGGGUUGUCCCAGGUGCGUGGACCACCUGAGCAGGUGGGACGGGCUACAGAGGCGCCCCUGAUCUGCCAGGCUUUGUUGCACAGACCUGAACAGCUCGAUCACCUUGCGGAGCUUUCGCUUUAUAUAAGAUGGUUUUCCUAACGACUAAAAUGAUGCAAAGGACUGCUCUCUUUGUGACAUUUGGGGGUUUGGUCACUUCCCUGAUCACCACCUUCCUUCCCUUCUGGAAGACCAUGAACUCUGACCUGAACGAGGUGGAGAACUGGUUCUCUGGGCUGUGGCACACCUGCCUAUACACGGAGGAGGUGGGAAUUCAGUGCAAGGCCUAUGACUCCGUCCUGGGCCUGCCGAUGGACCUGCAGAUCUCCAGGGUGCUGAUGUCAGUGUCUAUAGGCACUGGAGGUCUGGCCGUGCUGGCUUCCUUCCCGGGCCUCGAGGGGGUGGAAAUGUGCUCGGGGCAGCCGGGCAUGAAGAGGAGGCUGCUCAUCCUCGGCGGCGUGCUGUCCUGGGUGUCGGGGCUCACCACUCUGGCGCCGGUCUCGAUCGUAGCCUACACGACGGUGGUGGAGUUCUGGGAUGAAGGGUUUCCUGAUGUGAUGCCCCGCUGGGAGUACGGGGAGGCCAUGUUCUCUGGAUGGUUUGGAGGUUUGGCGCUGCUCAUUGGCGGGACCUUGCUUUUUGUGGCUGUGUGCAUGGGGGACUACGACCAGCGGCCACCAAGUGUGUCCAGCAGCCCGAGGGCGAAGCACAGCAAGCAGCACUACCUGAAGACGGAGGUGUUAUAGACUUUAUUUAUGCCUGAAAUCCUUUUCAAUACCACAGCUGCCAAGAUGAACUAGUAGAAGUAAUUUUCUUGUCCCUCCUGUGAACAUAAUUUAGCUGAAAUAAUAUCCUCUCCUAGUGAUUUAUAUGUAAUGGGAAUUAACUAACUGCAGUCGUUUUAUUAACGUUUUGCGUUGGAGCAAUACCACAAUAGAAAUAAUAUCAAAGGACAAAAAGGAAAACUGUCUUUUUCUCUCGUGCAGUGCAAGUCAACGUUGCAUUUGUAAUUAAAUGUAUAUCUGAGACCUAAGGUGCGUCUAUGUAUUUUUCCCACUCAGCUUCACAUCCAUAUUUGAAAACACAGGAAGGAAACCUGCAAGAAAAGUGAUGUUAUCACAGCAUGUGUCUUUGAAUGAAACUGCAAAAAUAUACAGUAUUUCUGCACCCGGUUGUUCAAACCACAACUA